Rotaria socialis is the source of this 678-nucleotide messenger RNA. Lineage: Eukaryota; Metazoa; Rotifera; Eurotatoria; Philodinida; Philodinidae. The record is from the annotation of a GenBank genome assembly.
AUGCCAAAUCCUUAUCAUUACUUCGAAUCAGGUGAAAUAUCUCCUGAAAGAUUAUUACUAGAAAUUGAACUAUUAAAAGAACUGAAAAAAGUUGAUCUGCUCUAUAAUCUCGAUUGGACGCCGUAUGAUACACAUGCUUUAAAAUGUUUUCUCGAAGCUGGAAUAGAAGAAGUCAAUGAAGAACUGACUCAACGUUUUCGAGCGAAGACAAACGAUUUUAAACAAUACGAUUUUAUUUGUCAAUCUAUUCAAAAACAUCAAAUAUCUCCAAUGGGAGAAAAUUUCAAAAAACAACAAAUUUCUUUCACUGUCAUUCUUAAUACAAUAUUUAUUUUCAUCUGUAUUUUCUUUGUUAUUGGACUGUUUACUUAUGAAUAUAUUAAAAUCGAUCAGCAGCAUCAUUUAUUAAAAUCACUGGAUCAUCCGCUAACAGCGAAACAGCGCCGUCUGUCUUUCGCCAAUGAUUUAUCAAUUAUUUUUCUAGCAUUUGCUAGUGGAAUUUGCUUAGGAUGUAUAAUAAUUGCAACGAGAUUUAGACGAAAAAUAAUUAUAUUGGGAAUAGUCACACUAUGCAUCAUAUUGAUAUUAGUUACAAGAAAAAUUCAUCAAAUAAUUACAUUUCUAUCAACAUAUCGAGAAAUUCGAUGGCCAAUGCUUUAUGAUUAUAUGUUCUCAUAG